This is a messenger RNA of Castor canadensis (American beaver), 3843 nucleotides long. It is a transcript of the gene Med25, whose product is annotated as mediator complex subunit 25. Lineage: Eukaryota; Metazoa; Chordata; Mammalia; Rodentia; Castoridae. The record is from RefSeq and is a predicted model, not a curated record. Gene Ontology annotation, biological process: positive regulation of transcription by RNA polymerase II. Gene Ontology annotation, cellular component: transcription regulator complex; mediator complex.
CGGCGGCUGUAGCGGCGGUGGCGGCCGCGGCGCGGGGCAUGGUCCCCGGGUCGGAGGGCCCGGCCCGCGCCGGGGGCCUGGUGGCCGACGUGGUGUUUGUGAUUGAGGGUACAGCCAACCUCGGGCCGUACUUCGAGGGGCUCUGCAAGCACUACCUGCUCCCGGCUAUCGAGUACUUUAAUGGUGGUCCUCCCGCUGAGACCGACUUCGGGGGAGACUAUGGGGGGACCCAGUAUAGCCUCGUGGUGUUCAACACAGUGGACUGUGCUCCGGAGUCUUAUGUACAAUGUCACGCUCCCACCAGCAGUGCCUAUGAGUUUGUCACCUGGCUCGAUGGCAUCAAAUUCAUGGGUGGGGGCGGCGAGAGCUGCAGUCUCAUCGCAGAAGGCCUCAGCACAGCCCUGCAGCUGUUUGACGACUUCAAGAAGAUGCGAGAACAGAUUGGUCAGACACACCGAGUCUGUCUCCUUAUCUGCAACUCGCCACCAUACCUGCUGCCUGCUGUUGAGAGCACCACAUACUCAGGGUGCACAACUGAGAGCCUUGUGCAAAAGAUUGGGGAGCGGGGGAUCCACUUCUCCAUUGUGUCUCCACGGAAGCUGCCUGCCCUUCGCCUUCUUUUUGAGAAGGCAGCUCCCCCCACCUUGCUGGAGCCGCUACAGCCGCCAGCAGACGUGAGCCAGGACCCAAGGCACAUGGUGCUGGUGCGGGGGCUUGUGCUGCCUGUCAGCGGUGGCUCAGCUGCAGGCCCCCUCCAGCCCAAGCAGCCAGUUCCCCUGCCUCCUGCCCAAUCCUCGGGUGCUGCCCUUUCCGCAGCCCCCCAGCAGGCUCUGCCCCCUGUCCCACCACAGUACCAGGUUCCUGGGAACCUAAGUGCCGCUCAGGUGGCUGCCCAGAAUGCAGUGGAAGCUGCAAAGAACCAGAAGGCCGGGUUGGGCCCACGCUUCUCACCCAUCAAUCCUCUUCAGCAAGCUGCUUCAGGAGUGGGGCCCCCAUUUAGCCAGGCCCCAGCUCCCCCACUGCCCUCAGGUCCUCCUGGAGCCCCCAAGCCACCUCCUGCAUCCCAGGCUAGCUUGGUCUCCACUGUGGCCCCUGGCCCAGGCCUGGCUCCCCCUGCACAGCCUGGGGCUCCAUCCAUGGCUGGCACUGUGGCCCCAGGGGGGGUAAGUGGCCCUUCCCCCACCCAGCUUGGGGCUCCAGCGCUUGGUGGGCAGCAGUCAGUCUCCAACAAGCUCUUGGCCUGGAGUGGAGUCCUUGAGUGGCAGGAGAAACCCAAGCCAGCCUCGGUGGAUGCCAACACCAAGUUGACGCGGUCACUGCCCUGCCAGGUCUAUGUGAAUCAAGGAGAGAACCUGAAGACAGAGCAGUGGCCACAGAAACUGAUCAUGCAGCUCAUCCCCCAGCAGCUGCUGACCACCCUGGGUCCUCUGUUCCGGAACUCAAGGAUGGUCCAGUUCCAUUUCACCAACAAGGACCUGGAGUCCCUCAAAGGCCUCUAUCGCAUCAUGGGCAAUGGCUUUGCCGGUUGCGUGCACUUCCCCCACACGGCCCCCUGCGAGGUGCGCGUGCUCAUGCUCCUGUACUCGUCCAAGAAGAAGAUCUUCAUGGGCCUCAUCCCCUAUGACCAGAGCGGCUUCGUCAACGGCAUCCGGCAGGUCAUCACCAACCACAAGCAGGUCCAGCAGCAGAAGCUGGAGCAGCAGCGAGGGAUGGGGGCACAGCAGGCACCCCCAGGCCUGGGGCCCAUUCUGGAGGACCAAGCAAGACCCCCUCAGAAUCUGCUCCAGCUCCGUGCACCGCAGCCCCAGCCUCAGGGCACUGUGGGGGCCUCUGGGUCUGCAGGGCAGCCCCAGCCCCAAGGUACCACCCAGGCCCCUCCUGGUGCCCCCCAAGGCCCUCCUGGAGCAGCCCCUGGCCCACCCCCUCCUGGACCCAUCCUUCGGCCCCAGAACCCGGGGGCCAACCCCCAGCUGCGGAGCCUCCUCCUCAAUCCCCCACCGCCCCAGACUGGGGUGCCCCCACCCCAGGCCUCCCUGCACCACCUGCAACCACCAGGGGCUCCUGCAUUGCUGCCCCCACCACACCAGAGCCUGGGGCAGCCCCAGUUGGGCCCCCCGCUCCUGCACCCACCGCCCGCCCAGUCCUGGCCUACACAGCUCCCCCCACGGGCUCCACUGCCAGUGGCCAAACGAAAGAGAGAAGGAGAGGGCCGCGUGUUUCGAGAAAAAUGGGAGCGAGACUAUUUCUUUGUGGAAGUGAAGAGCAUGCCUACGUGUUUAAUAUGCAAAAAAAUCGUGUCUGUGUUGAAAGAGUACAACUUGAAACGCCAUUACGAGUCACAGCACAGUAAGAGCUACAACCAGUACACAGAGCAGACUCGAGACGCCAUCCUCAACGAACUGAAGAAGGGACUGAAAUGUCAGUAGCUUCGGAGAGCGAAGACUAGAAGUGGAAGGAACAAUAUAGAAAGAAUCAUCCGGGCAUUAAAACCCACAACAGAGUGUGAGUUGACAAAGGAGAACAUGUCCUGAAGACACACGACUGUCAAGACCAUUAUUCGAGUCUUCACAGGCAUUUGCACCGCACUAUGGACUCAAGAUAAAUCAGAGGCUUCACAAGUCGUCGUUCCUGAAAGAGUCGAGUCAUUUGUGGCCUUUUCUAUCGCUGCUCAUAAACUGUGACCACCCAGUUAGCUUUAUUUAUUUGUGGUGUUGAGAAUUUUGAUGUGACCGAAGAGUCUGUGAUGUGGUGUCAAGGCAGGCCCAGCGCUGGGAAAUGGCUUACUUUUUGUGUAUGGAGAGAAAUGAGAAGUUUCAUGUGUGCCAGUCAGAAUUCUUAAGCACAACUAAGACACUUGUCAUCUAAUAAUCUGUCAAAUUAGAUUAUUAGAUGGAGAUUUGUCCAGACACCUCCAUCCAAAGUGGCAGCUUCUGGUGAGGACACAGAGGUUAGAUCCCUCGCCUUGGUCACCAUAAAUUGAGUAGUUCUGAGAAACUCAGUGGAGUUUCGUCUUUGACACAAGCCACGAGCAAGGUCAGGUGGCUUGACCCGAUGUAUUUCCAGUUGUGGGAGAAAUCCCAGCAGUUGAACUCGGUUCACUUCAAGGCACGAAGGCCCCACCUCAGUUCCCUGAGAAGGUCAGUCAGAGACUUCUGGUCGAGAUCACGACCCUUCUGAACCCUGAACACAUCUCCACAGGGACAGUCACGAACAGCUCCUUGAAUGUAUGACCACAGCUGCCCAGACCUGGCAAAAAUGGAGAAGCCACUGGCAAGGAAUAACCUGAUGCUUUCCUUUGCUGUAUUUGGCAUCUGGAAAUGAAAGAGAUGGCCAGGACUGUCUUCGCCUAAGCUGCGGGGCCCAAGACCAAAUCCCCAGAGGCUCCUGUCCCACACUUUCUGAAUGAGUUCACACUGGCCAGUUAGCCCUUGGCAGUCAACGCCCAUUGGGUGAACAGAGUAGUCACUGAACGUCAUUGCACUAGAGACACUUAAUUCCUAAAUGCAGUUCUUUUGAAAGACCCGAGAUCCUGCCACUCUGUCUAUGUUUGGGGUACCCACACCUGUGAACGGCCAGCUGUGUUUCCUUAUGAACCUGAGUAAAGUGAAAUACUGCUCCCAGUUGAAGGACUGAAGGAUGAAUUCCCAGCCGUCCACCCGACACCAUCCCAGGCCUGACCCUGACAUCCUGGUGCGGAAGGGAAGACGUGAGCCUUCCCGCCCAACUCAAAAGAGCAAGAGAAUUAUGACAGAGAAGAAAUUUUAAUAAUUAAAAUAUUUCUAUUUUUCAAUUUGUAUUUUUUCAACUUUGAAUUUAAGAUAUAAGACUCCAGUAUGAUACAUG